Messenger RNA from Xenopus laevis (African clawed frog), 901 nucleotides. It is a transcript of the gene insl3.L, whose product is annotated as relaxin family locus C type II L homeolog. Gene Ontology annotation, biological process: positive regulation of feeding behavior; signal transduction. The transcript is spliced from 2 exons. Gene Ontology annotation, molecular function: hormone activity; G protein-coupled receptor binding. The record is from RefSeq and is a predicted model, not a curated record. Bases 55 to 522 code for a protein of 155 amino acids. Gene Ontology annotation, cellular component: extracellular region. NCBI's taxonomy places the organism in Eukaryota, Metazoa, Chordata, Amphibia, Anura, Pipidae.
GAAGAGCAGAACUAGAGGCUCAGCCACUCACCUAAGCAAAGAAUAAACAAAGCAAUGGUUCUCCACCUCCACCACUUAGCUCUGCUAAUUACUUUGCUCAUGCCCCAUUGGUGCUUGUGUUCAGCAAGCAAUGAGUUGGGAAUUAAACUGUGCGGACGAGAAUUCAUCCGGACUGUGGUGAUGUCCUGCGGAGGUUCAAGAUGGAAGAGAUACUCACCAGAACCAGGACAGGAGAGAGUUAAUCCCUACAGAGACUUCAUUGGCUGGCUCAACCAAGAUUUCCUAGACAACCCAGAAAGCUUGAACUCAUUGUACAAUGAAGAGCAUGGGGCUCAAAAUGUCCCCUCUCCUGGACAGCAGCAGCAAGAUGACACCAUGGAACAGUUGCAGGGGCCCUUAUAUGAUUCAUUAGUAGGUCAAGAACCACGGAGCACCAGCCUAAGGAUGAGGAGGAGUGCGGGGCCAGGAGGGUCUUGUUGUCAGAAAGGCUGCACCAAGACUGAACUCAUGAAGUUUUGCUAGCAGAAGCUAUAACACUCUACCCAGUGGCACCAACUAUCUCUGUAUCACUUCCAACAGCUUUUUUACUCUCAAAAUAGCAACUCUGAUUCUCCUGUUACCCCAUUCCAUUCUGGCAUAAUGACUACGAAGCAUUCUAGAUGUUCAGUCCUAACAUUCAGUUAUGCAGUGCUUGAUGGUCCUUGUAAUAAUGCACAUAGCAAUCUCAUUCAUAUUACAGCCCUAUCAUUCACUGGAAUAUCAGAAAAGCAAUGUUUCUUAGUUACAUCCCUAGCAGAAGAGCCACACACAUACUUCAGCUUUGUAUAAUGAUGUAUUUUUGUGCAUGCUUUGCAUGAUAUCAGUUUCUAAAGUUUAAAGUAAAUGAGGAAGUCACAACAAA